Messenger RNA from Actinia tenebrosa (Australian red waratah sea anemone), 3295 nucleotides. Its product is annotated as arf-GAP with GTPase, ANK repeat and PH domain-containing protein 1. Gene Ontology annotation, molecular function: GTPase activity; GTP binding; protein binding. Lineage: Eukaryota; Metazoa; Cnidaria; Anthozoa; Actiniaria; Actiniidae. The record is from RefSeq and is a predicted model, not a curated record. Gene Ontology annotation, biological process: activation of GTPase activity.
UUAGUACCAAACAGCUGAAGAUCGACGUACUUUAGUUCGGCCUUUUCAUCAUUGUGAUGAGUUGAUUCAUAGAAAAAAUGUUGUUCGCAGUUUGAUUUCUUCGUUUUAAAGAAUGCCUGUUUGUGAUUCUCUCGAGGCAAUGGUCAUUUGCCAGGAGGCCAAAAGAUUCCAAUCGUUUUAUCCUCGAAUUCAACAGCUAUCCGAACUGCUAGAGCAAGUCGAUAACGUUCCUUUGAAACGAAAAAUGCGAGAAUUGGUCAACGGUUUAGAAGAAACCUUCCUUAAUAGUCCUGAGUUUACGGCUAGCAAGAUCAGCAGUAACUUGGAACUGAGACUUGGUAUUGUGGGGAGCUCAGUUUCUGGCAAGUCAUUUCUUGUUCAAAGAUAUCUGACUGGUAUCUAUCCUAAAAUGGAGUCUUUCAGUGGUAGAUAUAAGAAAGAAGUUCUUCAUGAUGGUCAAAGUCAUCUGUUACUUAUAAGAGACGAGACCGGUCCACCAGAUCUCCAGUUCACUCAAUGGGUUGAUGCUGUGAUAUUCGUGUUCAGCUUGGAUGAUGAGCUAAGCUACAGCAUGAUCCCAGGAUACUAUGCUAAAAUGGCUCAGUACAGGAAUAUAUCUGAUGUACCUGUGAUUCUGGUUGCAAUGAGAGAUGGUAUCGAUGACUCCUACCCAGGAACAGUAAGCAUACAACGAAUAAAGAAACUAAUAAAUGAUAUGAAGCAGUGUGUCUACAUGGAAGCUUCUGCUCUCACUGGUGAUAAUGUGGAUGCAAUAUUCCAGACAGCUAUUGAGAAGUUAAUCCAGUCUAAAGAAGUACCAGUACUAAAGUCCUAUGAUGAAUUCCAAUCUCCACUCCCAAAAGAUGGAGAUCAAAGCAAUGUACUUUCCUCCAGUCCUGGAAAUAGUGGGAACAAUAGUCUGGUAUCGACUCCAUCAUCAACUUCAAAACGAUCAACAAGAAGGAGAACCAUGUUAUUUAGCUCGAAAGAUAAAAAGGAAAAGGAGGUUUUUCCAGACACAGAUGUUGGCAGUGGACGGGAUAUUCCCAUCAAGCAGGGUUAUCUUUAUAAAAGGAGUGCCAACUCAAUGAAACGAGAAUGGAAAAAGAAGUAUGUGACAUUACUAGACAAUGGAAUGUUAGUUUACUAUCCUAACUUACAUGAUUAUAUGGCAGAAAUACAUGAAAAAACACUCAAUCUCAAACACACAACAGUAAAGAUCCCUGGUCAAAGGCCUCCAAAAGCAUCAACAACAACCAGCCAAUCACAGGCCUCAGAUUCUAGACCCACAACACCUGUCGAAUUCUUAUCAGAAAACAACAAUAGCGGAAACGACUCUUUAGGAAAAAACUCUAUCGUAAUACAAAACGGUCUUGCAAGUGACUGUUCUCAAGUAGAUGGACCUGUAGACCUUGAUACUGCUCUUGCAAAUGUAGGAAACCAAGCGAUGAUGCCUGCGGCAUCGACAAACACAAAUUCGUCAGUGAAUUCAAGUAAGGGAGACCCAAACGCUCCUAGUGUAGUCAAGAAGAAAAAUAAGAGAAGUAAACAUACAAAAUCAUGUGAAAUAGACUAUGAAGAGCUUGAGAAAGCUUUGGCAUCGGCAACCACUGGUGUUGCUGUGCCACCAAUUAUGAGAAAUGACUCACAGACUUCGAGUUUGAAGAAGAAAGGGCAUCGAAGAGCUAAGAGUGGGAGUGGCAGAUUUGACACCGAUACAGAGAAUUUAGAAUUCGAGUUUACCAUAAUAUCACUUGAUGGAAAAUACUGGAACUUUGAAGCUGGAUCACAAGAGGAGAGAGAUUCUUGGGUCCAGGUAGUGGAACAACAAAUAUUGACAAGUUUACAGACAAAUGAGAGUGGAAAAGGAAAGUCCCGAAUAAAUAGUGCAAAUUCAAAUGAAGGAUCCGAUAUCCAAGCAAUCAGAAGGGUACCUGGUAAUGAUAUGUGCGUGGACUGUGGAGCACUAAAUCCGGACUGGGCGUCUCUCAACCUUGGUGCUCUGUUGUGUAUCGAGUGUUCUGGUGUACACAGGAACCUGGGAACCCAUUUAUCUAGAGUGCGUUCUUUAGACCUGGACGACUGGCCUUCCGAAUACACAGCUGUUAUGUGUGCCAUUGGCAACGAUCUGGCUAACGGUAUUUGGGAAGGACGAUGUAAUGAAGAGGAAAAGCCUACUUCUACGUCAUCGAGGGAGGACAAGGAACGUUGGAUAAGAGCCAAAUACGAAAGCAAACAGUUUUUAUGUGAACUACCACCGUCAGAAUUCUCUCUAGGCGAGCAAUUAAACGACGCUGUUACCAAGGAAGAUUUACCUUUAUGUAUAUUAUUACUGGCUCACUGUACGCCAAGUGACGUUAAUACAGUAAAUGAUGACAGAGACAAGCUUACACCGCUACAUUCUGGAUGUAUGCUUGGAAAUAUUGUCAUCACUCAACUUCUUGUAUGGUAUUUUGCAGAUGUUAAAGCUUUGGAUGCGAACGGUAGGUCACCCCUGUGGCACGCCAAAUCUUCUGGAAGUAAAGAGUGUGCGGACAUACUGCGAUACAAUGGUUGUAAUGACUUAGGAACCUUAGUACCUCAAGCUGAUGACGUCAUACUAUAGCCACGUGACUACCACGUGAUGUGGUGAAUCAAGAAUUAUGCUGUGCUAUCGACACUGUUGUAUCAGGCUACAUUACCAGCGUUGGGUUACCUUUAUAUUAAAUCUCUUACGUAGUCGGCGUUGGGUUGCCUUUGUUCGCGAAGCCAGGUCAACGUUGAUCGCAUCCGAAGUAUACAGAAGCCUGCGCUGGUAAUUUGUUUUAUGACUUGCGAGAUCAAGUUGGGUUGACUUUGCUUUGUUUUAUGUGAAAAGAGUGGAAACAAGUUGUCGACGACUUCCGUCAAAGUUCACGCAUGCGCAAGAAUUAUUUCCUGUGGUUGUCAUGGUAACAAAACUCUUACUUCUGAGUACGACAACAAAUAGAUGACGAAAUAUUUAUUGAUUUUUAUUUACAAUCAAAAGAAAAUGUAUAUAAAUCCUAAUAAAGUCGAAAGUACCGACGAUUAUAUAGUGAGUGAAAAAAGUGAUUUUUAAAAUGAAUAUUGAGUUGAGAAAGUUUUUCAUUGGAUAGUGAGUCCAUAGUUUGUAGACUAUGGUGAGUCACACGCUUUUACAACGACGACGAUGACGAUAACGACAACAAGGAUAAUGACGUAUUUAAUUGACACUUGUGUCAAAUAUUUCAGGAUGCCUGAAUUGUAAAAUUUACUACCAAAAUACUUGUUAUACAAUUAAAAAUAUUUGCUAAAA